This is a messenger RNA of Vairimorpha ceranae, 261 nucleotides long. RefSeq lists its product as hypothetical. NCBI's taxonomy places the organism in Eukaryota, Fungi, Microsporidia, Nosematidae. The coding region runs from base 1 to 261 and encodes 86 amino acids. The record is from RefSeq and is a predicted model, not a curated record. The transcript has a single exon.
AUGCGAAAACUUUGUUUUGGUAGACAAUCUAAUUUUUUUAAAAAUGUAGAUGAAAACUACAAACGUGUCUUUGUUGAGGGCAUGACUACUGAAAUGAAGCUUGAGGUACAGACCUUGCACAGACACAACAAUUAUGGACAUAAUCGUUUAUAUGGACUAUGCAAGCAACUGUAUUUCUCUAUACCAAGACUGCUUAUCAGAGAGGUAUGUGCGGAAUGCAAUAUUUGUGCACAAGCACAACCUAUCAAAAGAGAAAUUUAA